AUGCAAAUCCAAAAGAAAACCAAGUCUUCCUCCAGAUCGUCUUCCAAGACAAAGUCAAACACAAAUCCUAAUCAGCCUAUCAAGAUUCCUCGCCCGAUGAACUGCUUCUUGGCUUACCGUCUUGCAAAACAAAGUGAGAUCGUCGCUCGUUGUCCCGGUGCAAACCAUCGGGACAUUUCCAAGAUCAUUGCUAAAUGGUGGAAAGAAGCAACCGAAGAAGAGAAGGCACCCUUUAGAGAACAAGCCGUCCAAGCCAAGGUUGAACACGCCAAAAUGUAUCCAAACUACAAGUACACUCCCCAAAAGAGACCCAACCGGGUGACACGUAAAUACACUAUGCGCCCCAAGGAUCAGUUCACUUCCAAGAUCGCCAAAAACAACCGGAUCAUGGAACGUCUCUUUGAAGACCGCACCAACCUUGAAAAUUUCGAUACAACUGUGGACAAUAUCCCUCUAGAAGAAAUUAGAGAUGUAAAACAGGGAAACAGAGGCUAUAAUCCCGUCUUCAUUGUACAGCAAGUCUCUCCACCUGUUGUAUAUUCUAACACAUCUCUUUGGCAAUCUUCUCAAUUAUCGCAUAACUAUAACGCACCCUGUAAUUCCUCGUGCUCUCCUCGAUUUUACGGCAUGCCUUAUUCGCCGUAUUCUGACGGAAUAUCGUCAAUUGUGCUCUCUGACUCCACCACAAGCUAUGUUUCUUCGGUAUCUACACCCCAGGCUCAUGAAUCGACAGGAUAUUAUUCGCCUUCAAUGGAUUACUUUUCCGAAGGCUCUGUAAUCAAUAGCCAUGUAAACUAUACACCUAGUCAGACAUGUAUUGAUCCCCGUCUUCUAUGCAGCUCUGUACUCAGAUCCGAACGUUCCGGAUAUAACGCCCAAUCUACCCUCUCACAUUGGUAA
This is a messenger RNA of Phycomyces blakesleeanus NRRL 1555(-), 900 nucleotides long. RefSeq lists its product as hypothetical. Lineage: Eukaryota; Fungi; Mucoromycota; Mucoromycetes; Mucorales; Phycomycetaceae. Gene Ontology annotation, molecular function: RNA polymerase II cis-regulatory region sequence-specific DNA binding; DNA-binding transcription factor activity, RNA polymerase II-specific. Gene Ontology annotation, biological process: cell differentiation; anatomical structure morphogenesis; regulation of DNA-templated transcription. Bases 1 to 900 code for a protein of 299 amino acids. The transcript is spliced from 2 exons. The record is from RefSeq and is a predicted model, not a curated record.